Molecule: messenger RNA, 2485 nt
Organism: Durio zibethinus
Lineage: Eukaryota; Viridiplantae; Streptophyta; Magnoliopsida; Malvales; Malvaceae
Product: putative E3 ubiquitin-protein ligase RHG1A
Molecular function (GO): ubiquitin protein ligase activity
Source: RefSeq, a predicted model, not a curated record
AUGCAAGGUCAAGGUCAAGGCAGCAGCUCCAAUUCCUUCCCAGGAAACUUUUACUUCAAUGGAAGUCUUGGAUCUGAUCAGCAUAAUAUGGUUCCCGAUGCUUUAGUUCAUGAUGGACAUACUUCUAUGAGAGGGAUUCGUCAAUCCAGUUCUGGUCUUGAUACCCAAAACCAUGCUGGUUUUGAUCAGUUCUUAGGUGAUGACUUUUGGCUUUCACCCCUUGGUGAUCAGGCCGGCACUAGUCAAAGGUCUGAAGAAAGGCAUUCUAACGAGCCAACCUUUGAUCCUUUCCUAGCGAACCUUAGCAUGAACCCUGGUAAUGGUCAUGUCAGUACUGAGCACGGCCCAAUUGGCCCAUCAUUUUUGCCAGGGCAAGAGGCUGGUUCUGGUCCUCUCCAUGUCCAACAUAACUUAGACCUGAAUGCUGCUGUACAUGAAGGCAAUGGAAUUGAUGCAACUCAGGAUAAUGGGCCAUACUUAUCAUUCGACCUUUUCAGAUCAGGAGCAGCAACAGGUGAUCACAUCCCAACCUCCGGUGGUUCUUCUAGCCCAGUCAUGAUUUAUUCAGGAAUUGCGGGAUAUGUUCUAGAAGAAAAUAUGAGCAGAGAGGGUCUUCCAGCUAAUGGCCAGAGAAGGCUUUUAUGCAAAAGAAGGGCGCCUGAAUUUGCUUCUGGACAAGUAACUUCUGGUGAUAGUUCAAGCUCCGCACGGCGAGCUGGGAAUUCUGAACAGCCACGGGUUACUGCCCAAGAUAAUGUUAUCAGCAGCUUAAAUCCAGCUAGUUCCUUCAAUAAUAGCCUGAAUAGCAGUCAUUCGACAGGACUUAUGGGUGCUGUGCCAACACCCCAUAACUUCCAUCAAAUUCCAAACGAGGCUGGACAAGCAGACAACUUUCAAAGAAAUACCCGUUUGAGAAGAACUGUAAGUCAACAGAACCCUACACCAGCAAACUUAUGGACAUGGAACUCAAGCAAUUCUAAUGUACAAUCAACUGGUCAACGAUCAGUAUUUUCUCCAUUUGAUCAAUUUACGAUUACAAGCUCGGCACCAGCGUCAGUUCUGGUAAAUCCGGUGCAACCCAUUGUACAAGUCUCUAAUUCGUUGCAAGCUCCGCUACCUUACCGAUAUUGGAAUGGGACAACGAUGUCAAGGAUUGGUUCUUCGUCCAUCUCUCUUGAUCGGACUUUAAAUGUAAGAGAAGCUAUGGGACAGGAAGAUAACUUGAGAAACAACGGAAGAAAUAUGAUGAUUCCGUUGGCAAACAUGCAAGCAAACAUGAACUUAGCCAAUGGGAAUGCAAACUUUCUUGGAAAUAUUGCCUCCUCCUCGAGGAUCCAAUCCAGCUCGGGCAUGCAUAUACCAUCUUCGUCCAUGAGGUCCCCUCAACCAAAUAUGGCUGAACAAUAUGCACGACGAAUGCGAGAUAUUGUCUAUCGCUCUGAGGGCUGGAGGCAGGGGAAUUACUGCCCAAUACAUUCUGGUGCUUCUCCUGCUUUGCGAGAUAUGGACGUUUCAGUGAGAGGUGGUAAUGCCAGAUCUGCUCAGGUUCCUCUGAGGUUGGGAGCGAGAGCUGGGAGACAAGCUGGCCAUCAUUCUGAAGUCUCACCUACGGUACAAUCUCAGACUGCUUUCCAAAGGAGAAGUAGACUGAUAUCUGAGGUUCGCAAUGCCUUAGGACUUGUACGGAGGCCUGGUGGCUUACGACUUGAGGAUGUCAUGGUAAUCGAUCGUUCAGUUUUGUAUGGUAUGCCUGAGGUGGCAGAUAUUCAUGACGAUAUGCGCCUUGAUGUUGAUAAUAUGUCUUAUGAGGAACUACUGGACCUGGAAGAGCUAAUUGGGAAUGUUUGCACUGGACUAAGCGAGGAAUCUAUUCUGGCCAAUCUGAGGAGGCGAAAAUAUCAGUCUAUCACAACUGAACCUCCGGUAGAAGCUGAACCAUGCUGUAUCUGUCAGGAGGACUAUGCUGAUGGAGAAGAGCUUGGUAAGCUGGACUGCGGUCAUGACUUCCACUUCAAUUGCAUUAAGCAAUGGCUUGUGCAGAAGAAUUCAUGCCCCAUAUGCAAAAAGACAGCUUUGGCUAUUUGAAAGCAGGAUCACCAUUGUCAUGCCUCCUUUUAGUCUGACAACAGAUAAUUGCUGAAUGUUUGGACCUGCCUAAGGAUUAUCUCGCCUCAGUAUCUUUAUAAACAUUGUUAUUUCCAUUUCCUUUCAUUGCACAGGUUUUCAUGUUAGCAACAGCCAAGUCUAUGAGAAUGAGACACCUCAUUUUCUCAUACUCAUUACUUUCUCCGCCAGGUGGAUGCUCUAAGGGCUGGGCAGACAUGGAAGCGCAUCCUCCUAGUUCAGGAUGUUGAGGAAUAAAUUUUAGUUUUGAAAUUUUGCUUUUACAAUAAAGUCGGGAAAAACGAAACCUAAUCCAAUAUUGUAGAAUCCCCAAGCUUUGUUGAUUAAUGUAAUAAGAAGCUGAAGGAGACUGUUUAAGACU